AUGAGCUGUUCCAUAUGCUCACGUGCCCCCCAUUCCCGCCUUUCUUUCCACUGUCCGACAUGUGCCCGCAAUCAGCUAUAUCAACUACGAAUCGACAGCACUCAAGUUCUUCUGGAGAAAGAAGUCCUUGGAAAGCAAAUCGAAACCGCUAUUACCUGUGGUAGCUCCUGGGAUAAGCCUUCCCCGAAUGGACAAGACCUGCUCGAUACGGAAGCUUGCUCUCCCCGCUGGGUCCUGCAGAUGAUAAGCACUCGACAUGCAGUGUCUUUGGCAAAAAGGGAGUUGGUUUCGCAUCAGCUUGAGGCUUUGAAAUUAGAGGUCGAAGCCAAAAAAGCCGAGAUUGCCAAGCAAAAAGAAGCCCUAGCUCGCAGACGCUCAGAUGCUGAAUCUGCCAAAUUUCAACUAGAAGAGCGGGAAACUGGAAUCCUGGCGGGCGUUCAAAAUACCAGCAAACGGGCGGAGCACGUUUGGCAUUCCCUCCAUAGCAAGACGGCGGAGUCACGUAUUUAUCUUUGCCGAGAAGUUGCCAAUCUCUAUGGCCUACGGAAGGCUACGAAGAAGGGCCAAGGUCGGGAGACAUAUGUGCUUGGAUGUGGUUUUAUCAUUGACUUGAGGGAUAUGAAUGGUAUUCCACAGGAACAGAUAUCCACAUCUUUUUCUAACAUCGCUCAUCUUCUGAUCAUUGUCUCACACUAUCUCUCCUUGAGACUUCCCGCGGAAAUUACACUGCCUCACAAAAACUAUCCUGUGCCUACGAUCUACACCCCCUCAGCAUCAUAUCGCUCGCGCGACAGUCACGAUGGAGCUGAUUACCAGUCUUCGUCGAGUCCAGCUGCAUCAAGGACGGUGGACCCGCGCACCCACACACCACGCCCGCGGCCUCUCUUCAUUGACAAGCCGCUACCCCGGUUAGCGAAGGAGGAUCCCGCAACAUACGCCUUCUUUCUCGAAGGAGCCACCCUCCUAGCAUGGAAUGUUGCAUGGUUAUGUCGAACUCAAGGAAUAAACCUCUCAUCGGACUCUUGGGAGGAGGUCUGCGAUAUUGGAAAGAGCUUGUGGCAACUGCUAGUUGCUCCACCAGCCCAUCCUUCAACACUGAUGCGAGCUUUUGCCGGCCGAGAAACGCAGACACAAAUGAAAUCUGCCAAAGACUCUCCCAGAACCACGAUUCAGCGGACAACUUCUUUUCCCAUGUUGGGUCACUAUUCUCAUGGCACGGCACAUUCUUUCCUGGGAGCAUCGGAAGGAGUUGAAUUCAUGCGAAUAUGGAAACUCCCAACCCCAACCAAGAUUGUAGAUAAAUUGAAGUCCAAUCUUCUAGGGGAAAUGGCCAGUGCGGAAUGGGAAUUACUAGAAGAAAAAGAAUGGGAUGAUACGUCCAUGGAUUCCCCUCAGCCAUCUGUUCCGCAAAGCCCCAAGGUCAUUGUUUCGGGCUCUCAAUCCGGAUCGGUGGAAACAGACAGAACUACUUCAAAAACACGUUUUGGGAGGACUCAAGGCCAUGAGGAUGCCUCUUCCUCGCGACCCAAAGGCACCAAAGGAUGGACUAAGGUAGCAGGUAGAGGACAUGGAUCGGCUGUCUAA
Molecule: messenger RNA, 1584 nt
Organism: Penicillium samsonianum
Lineage: Eukaryota; Fungi; Ascomycota; Eurotiomycetes; Eurotiales; Aspergillaceae
Product: Atg14 domain-containing protein
Exons: 2
Coding region: 1-1584 (527 amino acids)
Biological process (GO): SNARE complex assembly
Cellular component (GO): lytic vacuole; endosome
Molecular function (GO): SNARE binding
Source: RefSeq, a predicted model, not a curated record